Haemonchus placei is the source of this 321-nucleotide messenger RNA. Lineage: Eukaryota; Metazoa; Nematoda; Chromadorea; Rhabditida; Trichostrongylidae. The record is from the annotation of a GenBank genome assembly.
AUGAACCUGAAUCGGGCGACAGGCCUUUGCUUGAGCAUUGCUGGGGCUCUCGUAAUCGAAUCUCUGCAUCCGUACAUUGGGCUUUUGCGUAUAUACAAGGAUAAUUAUAGUUUACUUUUGGCCAAUCUGGCUGGUUACCAUCUCGUCUGUAUAGCGUGCCAGUGGGUUAAUCUCUCCUACAGUGUUAAUCAUCAACUUCCACGACAGGACGAAUGCUUUAAACUCAUACUUCCGUACAUCUUUGCCAUAAGCGCUCAAGCAAUCAUGUAUGUUGUGAUUGUAGGCGAUCUCUUGGCUGCAGUUCUCGUUCCACUCAGGUAA